Messenger RNA from Strongylocentrotus purpuratus (purple sea urchin), 829 nucleotides. RefSeq names its product sucrase-isomaltase, intestinal-like. Lineage: Eukaryota; Metazoa; Echinodermata; Echinoidea; Camarodonta; Strongylocentrotidae. Gene Ontology annotation, biological process: carbohydrate metabolic process. The record is from RefSeq and is a predicted model, not a curated record. The transcript is spliced from 3 exons. Bases 230 to 829 code for a protein of 199 amino acids. Gene Ontology annotation, molecular function: carbohydrate binding; catalytic activity.
AAGCAAGAAAGAAAUUUGCUUUAUUGCUUUAUUACAGGGGUGGAUGCGUCUAAUCCUAUUACCUCUCACCGAUGCUGUGUCGUUGGUCCAAUUAAAAGGUCAAGAAAUAUAGGAUUGGUUGGAGCAAAGUCCUACUACAUUGUAUUUUCCAACUUCGGCAGCACUGGGCUUAUAUCUUUCCUCUGCUUUGCACUGCGUAGAGGAACAACACAACACGACACAAACCAAGAUGGAGUUCGGGAACAAGGUCAUCCUCUUCUUGCUGGCGGCCAUCCUCUUCAUCGGCAUCGGGUUGGGGCUCGGUCUCGGUCUCGGUCUCAGUAGAAGGGCGCCAAAUGACUUGGCGGGCGUACCUGAGCCUACAGAAGGGCCUGAAGAACCCGUUCAAGAGGCCUUGCAGAGGAUUGAUUGUUACCCCGAUCCCGGAGCCACCGAGGAGACGUGCGAGGCUCGAGGGUGUCGAUGGAGCUUUACCGACGUAGAGGGUGCCCCGUGGUGCUACUACCCGAAGCAGGUGGACGUACCGGGGUACACCAUGGUUUCAGCUGUUGUCCGGAACAGUUUGGGCUUUGAAGCGGUUCUCCAGCGAAGGGCUACACCAGUCCGCUAUGGUAGACCAGUCGUGAGGCUCUUGUUCAAAGUCGAGCUUCAGACAGACAAACGCGUCCGUUUCAAGCUCACCGAUAUGGACAAUGAGAGAUACGAGGUUCCGGUGAUCGACUUCGAGGGCCCCGACCAACCUGCCGACGAUCUCGACUACGAGUUUAUCUACGCACCCGAUCCAUUCAGCUUUAAGAUAAGGAGGAAGAGCAAUGGGGCUAUCAUGUAA